Molecule: messenger RNA, 1460 nt
Organism: Ochotona curzoniae (black-lipped pika)
Lineage: Eukaryota; Metazoa; Chordata; Mammalia; Lagomorpha; Ochotonidae
Gene: MTRFR
Product: mitochondrial translation release factor in rescue
Exons: 2
Coding region: 960-1460 (166 amino acids)
Biological process (GO): translational termination
Cellular component (GO): mitochondrion
Molecular function (GO): translation release factor activity
Source: RefSeq, a predicted model, not a curated record
CCUUCAGGCUGCAGGUGGUGCUGCAGGUGAAGGAAGUCCCUUCCUUCUCUUGUCUGUUUCACUCAUGUGCGAUGGGGCUGACAGGGUCCAGCUUCCCUGGUGGCCAGAGGAGCAGCAGACCCACUCUCGCCCUGUGCUCACGGGAGAGCUUCCAGAUUCUUCUGCCUUUAUCCCUUGAAGCGAAGGCCUUAUGGGACUCUGCAUCCUCACAGCACUAUGUUCUGUUGACUUGUUCACAAAUUCAUUUCCCUGCAGGCAAUGUCUCAAGUGGUUACUGAAAAUUUAUUGUUCACCAACACUUUCUCUGACGUGUGACUAGGAAGCCAGGCUGGCUCUUCUGUUUGACUCCCUUACCAUACCGCACCAACACGUGGCGUCAAUAGGCACCUCUCAGUCAGCGGUUGGGUGGUAGAACCACGAAGGCCAGUUGGAUCCCAGUGCUGGCAGUGCAGCAGGCCGGCCGGCCGGGGGGAACAGAUGUUCCUAUUCAAACCCAUGAAACUGGAAACAUUAAAAAACAACAACCAUGACAAUGAUGGAUGGUGAUGUUUAUGGUGCCAGACUGCGUGAGCUGAGCUCUAAAGCACGCUCUCAUUCUGAUGUCGUUACACUGUGAUUCCAAGGGUCUCGAACACUUCAAUACCGUCCCUUGCCUGGCCCUCCUUGCUGGGUGUCCCAGUUAGCAUCUCUGUUGAGUUGCAGCCCUGAUCCUCUGACUUUCACACCUCUGAGAAAACAGCUCUGGGUGCGCGGGGAUAUUUUUGGUGUGUUAGCCAGCAGCACGUGGACCAGUGGGAGCGGAGCGCCAGGUUGCAGAGUGGUGCUCGCUGGGGCAGUGGCCCUGGUGAGCUGCAUGUGCCCUGGGUAACAGAUGGCUGCUGUGCUCCCAGCGAGGGCGUCUGAGGCUGGCCUUUUGCUUUGUCUGACAUAGGUCCUGAGCAAGCAGAGCCACGGUCACCAUGCCUGCCUCGGGGCUGUUCCGUUUUUCGGCACCGCUGACCAGAAUAUGCCCCGUGCCCUGUGGGGCCUGGUUUUGGGAGAGGCUCACGUGGUUGUCCCCAGGAGUGGCUGUCACUGCCGUCCCAGCAGCAGGCAAGAAACACCAGCCCGCACUGCUUGCCCUGGAUGAGAACGAGCUGCAAGAGCACUUUGUGAAGGGACACGGGCCAGGGGGCCAAGCGACCAACAAGACCAACAACUGCGUGGUGCUGAAGCACUUGCCGUCGGGCAUCGUGGUGAAGUGCCACCAGACCAGGUCAGUGGAGCAGAAUAGAAAGCUGGCUCGGAGAAUCCUGCAGGAGAAAGUGGACGUCUUUUACAGGGGUGAAGACAGCCUGGUCUUCCAAGAAAAGCGGGAGGCCGAGAAGAGGAAAGAGGAAAGGAAGAGAAGAGCAAAGGCGACCCUAGAGAAAAAGAAAAUGCUCAAAGAGCUGUGGGCGUUGAGCCAGGACGCGCCCUAG